AUGACGUCAAAUAACAAUAUUGAUUUGGAUUUCGAAGGUGAAUUUGCUCCUAUUAAACCAUUAUCUCUGGAGGAACUACAAAAUGACCGCUUAAUUAAACGCAUUAAGCUUCAAAAGAAGCUUGAAAAGCUCGAAGACCACGAUCUAAGUUCGGACUACAAAACCAAUCUCAUCAGCGAAUACGAAGAUACGAUAGCAAUUGAUAAUCCAGUGAAGACUUAUGAAAAAAGAAGAAGUAUUGAUGGGAUCAGUGAUAGUCAAGCCAAUAAAUCGACACGUAUAAAUAUAGACUGGAUUAAUGCCCAAAAGGCUAGGAUACAUAACCCGCAUGUAAACAAAGAGCAUAAAAAUAAGUCGGUUGAUGAACCGAAUACCAUUCAAGAAAGUAAAAGUCGAAAUUUGAAGGAUGAUAGUCGUAUUGUGUCCAAAGGCGCUCAGGAAGAUCUGGCAAAACAGAAAAAUGAAAAACGCUUACGAGCUGAAAAAUUAAAAAAUUUCAAAUUAACUGAUUCAGGAUUUGAUUCAUUGAUAAGACGAAGCAGACUUAAAGAACAGCGAUCGAUGAAAGGUGAGGAUGAAAUAUCACAGCAAGAAAUAAAUACAGAACCAGAUGGCUUCGACCAACCUCAAGAGUAUAAGGAAUUUAGGGCAAACGAAAAUGAUGUGAAAUUACUUAGGAAACAGGUGCUAUCACAACUUGUAAAUAAAACCACCAAUUUUCCUAACUUACUUGAGUCCCCAAACUUAAUCAGCAAGUAUAAAGAAGUUUAUAAAAUGUUUGAACACACUGUUAGAGAUAACGAAGGGCAUUCACUGUUGAUAAUUGGGCCAAGAUCUUCAGGAAAGACUGCAAUAAUUCAACACGCGUUAGAUGAUUUGUCGUCUAAAUAUCCAGGGCAAUUCAUUACGGUCAGACUAAAUGCAUAUUUACAUAGUGAUGAUAUUGUUGCAUUAAGAGAAGUGGCCCGGCAGUUAGAUUAUAAUGCGAAGCAACUACGUACUAGUGAUGAUGUAAGCUUUGGCAAUUUUGAACAGAGAUCUAUAAGUGAUACUUUUACUAAUAUUUUGUCAAUAUUAGACAAGAAUAAUAAUAAUAAUAAUAAUAAUAAUGCCACUCAUAAUGAACAAGAAGCGGUUUCUAUCAUUUUCAUUAUCGAAGAAUUUGAAAAUUUUACAAGUGGGAGUAAGCAGACCCUCUUAUAUAAUUUGUUUGAUUUGUCACAAAGUUCUUCCACUCCAAUAUGUGUUGUAGGAGUUUCUACCAAAAUAACUGCUAGAGAAUUGCUCGAAAAGAGAGUUAGAAGUAGAUUCAGCCAAAGAAUUAUUUCCAUAAACAAAUCUAACACGAUGGAGGAAUUUUGGGCUAAUGCAAAACUUGGGUUGGUGUUGAGUAAUGAGUUUAUUGAAACGCUAGGAGACCAGAAUUAUGGUUUCCUGUGGAACCAAUACGUGGAAUCUAUGUAUUCAAGUAAGUCAUCAUACUUAAGGAAACUAAUAUUUCAAAAUUAUUUUACUAUCAAAAAUUUCAAGGACUUCAACAACAAUUGCAUCCUUCCAGUAUCCAAAAUAUCCACCCUGCAACCAUUUCCCGUAGAUGGUGACUUCAAGCAAUACUCGAUAAACCAAUCGAUCAAUAAUAUACAAUCAAUCGUUAAGUCUCUAUCAGUUUUAGAGUUAUUAUUAAUUAUUGCUGCCACAAGAUGGAUUGAAAAGUUUGACUUGCAGGUCGUAAAUUUUAAUUUAGCUUACAAAGAGUAUGAAGAUAUGAUAAAGAAUUUCAAUAUAAAUUCAGCUACAGUGAAUUCAUCGUCUCUAAUCGAUAAUAAUAUUUUAUCCAACAUUACUAUUAAUCAAAAAAUUUGGUCACCAAAGAUAUUGAAGAAUUGCUGGGAAUCUUUAUACAAAUUAGGCCUAUUAUUGGACUAUGGAGCUGCUACAACAAAUGCUGAUGGUCAAGUAGUAUCGACUACAACCUCAAACAGGAAUAUUAUAAUAGAGGAUAACAAAAUGGUUCAGUUAGACAUUACGUUGGAUGAAUUACAUCAUCUCAUUGAUGAUCUGAAUGUUUAUAGGUCCUUAACUAAAUUGUAA
Messenger RNA from Debaryomyces hansenii CBS767, 2091 nucleotides. It is a transcript of the gene ORC4, whose product is annotated as origin recognition complex subunit 4. The coding region runs from base 1 to 2091 and encodes 696 amino acids. Gene Ontology annotation, biological process: DNA replication; DNA replication initiation. Lineage: Eukaryota; Fungi; Ascomycota; Pichiomycetes; Serinales; Debaryomycetaceae. Gene Ontology annotation, molecular function: DNA replication origin binding. The record is from RefSeq and is a predicted model, not a curated record. The transcript has a single exon. Gene Ontology annotation, cellular component: nuclear origin of replication recognition complex; nucleus.